Molecule: messenger RNA, 1182 nt
Organism: Myotis davidii
Lineage: Eukaryota; Metazoa; Chordata; Mammalia; Chiroptera; Vespertilionidae
Gene: ADORA2A
Product: adenosine A2a receptor
Exons: 3
Biological process (GO): adenylate cyclase-activating G protein-coupled receptor signaling pathway; G protein-coupled adenosine receptor signaling pathway
Cellular component (GO): membrane
Molecular function (GO): G protein-coupled adenosine receptor activity
Source: RefSeq, a predicted model, not a curated record
GUGCUGGCCGUGCUGGGCAACGUGCUGGUGUGCUGGGCCGUGUGGCUCAACAGCAACCUGCAGAACGUCACCAACUUCUUCGUGGUGUCGCUGGCGGCGGCCGACAUCGCCGUGGGGGUCCUGGCCAUCCCCUUCGCCAUCACCAUCAGCAUCGGGUUCUGCGCCGCCUGCCACAGCUGCCUCUUCCUCGCCUGCUUCGUGCUGGUGCUCACGCAGAGCUCCAUCUUCAGCCUCCUGGCCAUCGCCAUUGACCGCUACAUCGCCAUCCGCAUCCCCCUCCGGUACAACGGCCUGGUGACGGGCGCCAGGGCCAAGGGCAUCAUCGCCGUCUGCUGGGUGCUGUCCUUCGCCAUCGGCCUGACGCCCAUGCUGGGCUGGAACAGCUGCAGCCGGCCCCGCGAGGACCGCAACCUCUCGCAGGCGCAGGCCUGCGGGGAGGGCCAGGUGGCCUGCCUCUUCGAGGACGUGGUGCCCAUGAACUACAUGGUCUACUACAACUUCUUCGCCUGCGUCCUGGUGCCGCUGCUGCUCAUGCUGGGCAUCUACCUGCGCAUCUUCCUGGCGGCGCGGCGGCAGCUGAAGCAGAUGGAGAGCCAGCCGCUGCCGGGCGAGCGCACGCGGUCCACGCUGCAGAAGGAGGUGCACGCCGCCAAGUCGCUGGCCAUCAUCGUGGGGCUGUUCGCCCUGUGCUGGCUGCCCCUGCACAUCGUCAACUGCUUCACCUUCUUCUGCCCCGGGUGCCAGCACGCCCCGCCCUGGCUCAUGUACCUGGCCAUCAUCCUCUCCCACUCCAACUCCGUGGUGAACCCCUUCAUCUACGCCUACCGCAUCCGCGAGUUCCGCCAGACCUUCCGCAAGAUCAUCCGCAGCCACAUCCUGAGGCGGCGGGAGCCCUUCAAGGCGGGCGGCCCCAGCGCCCGGGCCGGGGCGGCUCAGGGCAGUGACGGGGAGCAGGUCAGCCUGCGCCUCAACGGCCACCCCCCUGGGGUGCUGGCCAACGGCAACCUUCCCUCCCCGGGCUGGUUCCCCGUGGCCCAGGGGGGAGCCGGGCUGGCGCAGCCCGAGGCCCGGCAGGCGGGUUUGGAGUCCGAGAGCGGGCGUGUCAUGCGGGGAGACCCUGUGCCGGCCAGGAGCGCCGCACUGGAGCGUCUUGGGUCUGGUCCCCACUCCGGAAGCAUCUAG